Messenger RNA from Miscanthus lutarioriparius, 3909 nucleotides. The record is from the annotation of a GenBank genome assembly. Lineage: Eukaryota; Viridiplantae; Streptophyta; Magnoliopsida; Poales; Poaceae.
AUGGCCACCGAAGACGACGAGACCGGAGACCGCGAGAAUGCAGACCCCAACCGCUGCUCCACCGCCGACGCGCCUCUAUCGCCCGAGAACACAGAAGACAAAUCGGACCUGGACACCAAGAGCACACUAUCUAUUCAGUUACUUCAGUCAAAACCGGGGGAAAACAAGGAGCCUGGUUCACAUGAUAUCCAUUUUAACUCUGCAAACACGCCAGGAAACAGUGAAGAAAGGAACAAUACUGGAAAGAAAAGAGAUGUUUUCAGGCCUUCUGUGUUUGAUAGAAUAACUGGCCACCGUGACCAAUGGUUCAAUGAAGACACAAGACUGAAUUCAGAUUCCCAUCGAACUAAAUGGAGGGAAAUGGAAAAAGAACAUAGUAAUAUGAACAGAUUGGAACGGCACCGUGAUGACACCAAGCAGUAUCUUGAUAGCCACCUGAGUCCAAAAGAGCGCUGGGUAAGGUCACCUAGUUACGUGAGAAACUAUGACCAACGCCGUGAUAAUAACUGGAAUCUCGCUGGGGUCCCGGUAGUAAAGAUUCUGAAAAUUGGCGUGAAAGGUCAACAGAUUCAGAUAGAAAAGAUGAUGCUCCCUGUGAAGAAGUUUUUUCUCACAGUACAGGUCAUGGGAAAGAAAAAGAUGGUAGCAAUCAUGAGAAGGUUAAUGAAAGGGACAGUAAUAUUUCUCGAUCGUGGAACUCCAGCUAUUUUGCGAGCCGUGGUGCAGGAGGAGGAAAGUGAUAGCCCAAACUCUACAAGUUCUCACAGAAGGUUUACAUCUGUUACAAGCAGAGUCAAUAGUCGAUCUUCACGCCCAUUCCAUCUUGGUGUACUUUCUGACAGGCCUGGUGGUCCAUCUAGAAACUCUGUGAGAUAUAGCAGGAUAAAAUUGUUUGAAAUAUACAGAACAACUGAUGUUAGAAACUUUGUAAUGCCGAUAGAUGAUAUUGAUAACGAUGAGAUAUCUUCAUUGUGGCAAGAAGAUCCUAUGGAUCCUUUAGCUCUCAUUGCACCUAAUGCUGAAGAAGUGGUGAUUUUGAAAGGAAUUGAAAAAGGAGAUAUCACAGACAGUUUGGCAAAAGCUUGCAAAGAUGGUUCUGAUGACAAAAGUAAUCCAGAUGUGGUGGCAUUAGAACAAAUGAAAUUAAGUGGAAGAGAAGAUCAGACAGGAAGCAGUGAAGAUUUCAGUGGUGAAAUGACCAUUGGUAUCAGAGGAAUUCUUGGGGCUGCACAUUUGAGCGAACACUUGAAGUCUGAGAAAUCUCCUCCAAAAGAAUCUGAGUCUAUUGGUGGUGGUAUCCAUGGGCCAUGUGCUGAAUUUGGACAUCAGCACCAAGGAACUAAAGUUGGUGAAAUGGUUGGUGUAGGUGAAAAUGUUAACCCAGAAAACCUCUCUCUUUACUACAAGGACCCAAAAGGGUGCACCCAAGGUCCUUUUCCUGGAUAUGACAUCAUUGGUUGGUUCGAGGCUGGGUUUUUUGGUAUUGAUUUGCUAGUUCGUGUUGCAAGUGCUUCCUGUGAUUCUCCUUUCUUAUUACUUGGGGAUGUCAUGCCACACUUACGGGCAAAGGUAAGGGUGCCUCCAGGCUUCAGCAAUACCAAACCAAGAAGUAUGACAGAGGCCUCACAUCUAGGAUCAGUGUAUCUUGGAACAUCUGAUUAUGGAUCCAUAAACAAGAAUGGCUGUGUAACUGAAGCUGAAAAUCACUUUCUGGAGUCUCCAGUGUCUAUUAAAACCCAGAAUCCCAGAGCAGAAACUAACGUUGUUACUGGAGGUAUGAAUGAAUGCAGCCGCAGUACAUUUGGCAACCAUUUUGUUUCCGGUGAUGAGAAAGUGAAUAGGAUAAAUCAUCUUGAAGUACAGAAGGGGCUGUUAGAGAGGGAAAACACCUUACAAAUAGACGCUGAUGUCAUAUCAGUUGCAGAGUCACAAAGAAAAGAUUCAGUCCAGUCAACUUCGCACUCAAUAUUCUUCUCGCAAAUGGUUGGCCCAUCAAAUGAAGCUCUCCAACCUCAGAAUAUUAACCUGCUCGCAAUGCUGCUUCCUACAGAAAAAGGUCAAGCACCGGCUGCUAAUUCUGGAUUGUCACUUUGGUCAAAUAAUGUUGACUCUGGAAAUCUGCAAGCUGGUAUGUGUGGUAUAGAUCACAAUUCUCAGCAAAUAGGUAUUGAUGUUCAACAGCAUUACUCUUUGACACAGAAUCAACCAACUUUGGCUUGUUUGAACUCACAAAUCACACAGCCAGAAAAGUUUCUCAGUGAAAUAUCUCAUGAUCCUCAGCUGUUAAACAACAAUCAACAACAGUAUCUGCCAUCAGAGCUACACUUGCAACCCCUGAUGCCUGGAGUACCUCAACCUCAAUACUCUCUAUUGAACAACAUGCUACAGCUCAGGCAGCAGGAGCAACAGCAGCAACACAUUUCUCAGGCUCUACCUCAUGAUUGUUCCAUGCAGCAGCUUUAUGAUCCUUCCCAUGGGACAAGACAUACUUCAUUGUCAUCUAGUGACCAUAUGAAGCUUUGUCUUCAAAGAACACAAGAGAUUCUUGAACUUGCUCAGAAGUUACCUGGUCAUGGUAUGCAUGAUCUACAACUACCUAAUCAUGCAAAUGUGAAAUUGAGAGACACGGGAAUUAUUGGUUUGUCGGAAAGUUGGGCUCCUGCUCUAGCUCUACCACUGCCCCAUGAAAUGAUGGGUCAUGCAGCUUGGAAAGAAUGUUCUGCUAGUCUCACACAGGGCUCUGCAGUUGUUGAUGCUCCUUCACGGAAAGAAAGUAUUGUAGACUUGCCAUCUAAGAAAACUCUGAGUUCUGGUUCUAACGAGUAUAGCAAGGUGACUGUUUUUGAAGCUCAAGGUUUUCCUCAAUCAUGUCAAGGUCUUGCAAAAUCGGAAAGUGUCAUGUCUCAUAUCUCCAAUGAAGUUCAUGAAAUGGAAAUUUCUUCUACCCAUCCUCAUUCAUGGAAACCUACUCCAGGUGUUAGAACUAAAUCACUGUUGGAAAUUCAAGCAGAGGAACAAUUGGAAACACAGAGGGAAAUAGCCCUGGAAAAUACUAAAGUAACCACAACAGCAGCUUCAGCGUUAUCUAUACCUUGGGGUGGUUUGGCUGAAACUUCUGGGCAACAGUUUGGAGAUGAGACUAGACCUAUGUGUGAUAAAAAAAAUGUCAAUAUAUCAAAGAGUAAGAGAAGUCAGUUACAUGAUUUAUUGGCAGGAGAGGAACUGGUAAAGUCGAAUGAUAAAGAUGCUGUUAUCAUAAAUAGUGCUGAUGAUACAUCUUUUCCUCCUCUGGCACCUUCUGUUACUCAGUCUGAUGCUCAUCUUCAUGAUGGUGCUGAUUUCAUUGAGUUCAAGGGCACAAGAAAGAUAAGGAACAGGGGGGAGAAAUCCAAAGGUUCUGCAGUUAAAACCCCAGCACCACUUACAAAUGCUAUACCUGGCCCAGCUACUGACGCUGCACAGGUACGCGAAUCAUGUUCUCUGAGAAAUAUUCAGAUGGAAGAAGAACAGGAAUCAGGUAAUCUUCAGCAACUAGUACCAGCAUCAUCCCAUGCAAAACGGCCUAUGGACCAGCAUAGUCAUGGGAACAAUUCAUCCUGUCAAGGUUCUGAAUCACCUCCAUUGAGGGGUAAUGAACUCCUCAAAAUGACUUCUCAUGUUUCCAGUCACUCCACUCCUAAUUCUGAAGAGGAUCUGUUUUGGGAGCCUUGUGAGCAUGCAAAGCAAGAUAAGCCGGGACUCCAAUCACCUCCGAGCAGGGCCAGAGCUUCCAUGGUCAAUACAAGAUCUGCUGCAUUGGACAUUCAGAAGAAGGGGAAGAAAGGUAAAAAGCUGAGCUCGUCAGCUUUGGGGUUCAAUGUUCAGAGCACCCGUAUCAUGAUGGGUGAGAUCGUGCAUGCUGACGAGUAG